UGGCGCCAGGCAAUUCCUUGGCAGCUCGAUUCGAUGCCGCUGGCGCAGCGCCGCCCUUCCAGCCAAGGACGGAGACGUCGAAUCUCCUCGCGGCGCUCAAGCUGUGCGCCAUGGCGAGGGAUCUGGAGCGGGGAAGAUCCAUCCACAGCCAUGCUGUCGAUAGCGGCGCCGCUGCGAAUCCGUUCGUGGCGAGCAGCCUGGUGAGCAUGUACGCCAAAUGUGGCAGCGUGAGGGAGGCGCGCCGGAUCUUCGACGCCAUGCCGUGCCACAGCGUGGUUUCUUGGACAGCGCUCAUCCAAGGGUAUGUAGAGAACAAGGAGGAGCUCCUAGCUUUAGAUUUGUUUGCCGCCAUGGCUAGAGCUGGAGGAGAUUGCCAGCCGAAUGGCCGGACUUUCGUCGCUGUUCUAAAAGCUUGCUCUCGUCUUGCAGCGAAAGAAGCGAUGCAACCUCUCGGUGACGAGCUCGUGAAGAUCAAAGCGCUGGAGAGCGUCGUGGCUCUCCACGCUGUGAUCGAUCAAACUGGCUGUGGAGUGGACAUCUUCGUCGCAAACGCGCUUCUGGACGCUUACGCGCGGUGUGGAAGCUUGGUUGACGCAAGCAAGGUAUUCUCCGGCAUGGCUUACAAGGAUGUGGUCUCUUGGACGUCGCUGAUACUGGGAUUUGCAGAGAAUUCGCAGGGAGAGAUGGCCUUGCAGCUCUUCGAGCUCAUGCAGCGCCAGGGAUGCUCUCCAAAUCCCCGGACUUUUCUUGCCGCAGUGAAAGCCAUCGCUGCUCUUGCCGCGGAAGAAAGGGAAAAUCCUCUCGAGCUGGACGAUGGAAUGAGCAAGGUGGUGGCUUUGGAGAAAGUUAUGGCUUUGCAUUCUCUUUGCGUGAAGAGUGGCUGCCAAGACAGGUACGUGACGAGCUCCUUGGUCGAUUUGUAUGCGAAGUGUGGGAGCCUGGACGAUUCUCGCGUGGUUUUCGAGAGAGCCCGUUUCUUCGACGACGUGGUGCUGUGGACGGCGCUUAUCCUCGCCCACGCGGACUCCAGCGGCAACGAAGAACAGGCUCUGGAGAUCUAUGUCCGGAUGCGUCGCCAUGGCUGUGCUCCGGACGCUCGAACCUACGUCGCUCUUCUCAAAGUUUGUGGUAAGGCUGUGGCUUCGCGGCUGGCGAAAGUGAUUCACGGCGAGAUUUGUAGGCAUGGCUUGGAGCAUGGAGAGCUCGUAGCAAACGCGCUGGUGGACGUGUAUGGAAAAUGCGGCAGCGCUCACAACGCCGAGAAGGUAUUCCUGUCGCUCCUUUCACCGGACGCUGUCGCUCACACGUCGCUCAUGGCAGGGCUGUGCCGCCAGGGAAAGGAUGGCUCCACAAAGGUCUUCCAGAUCUUCCACGAGAUGCUGGACAAUGGCUUGAGCAUAGACGGUGUCACCCUCUUGUGCUUGCUCACGGCCUCCAGCCAUGCCGGGCUGGUCACCCAAGGGAAGCAAAUCUUCCAGGCGAUGCAAAGGAGGACGAACCAUCUGGACGAGGCCAUGAACUUCGCGAGAACGAUGCCUUUCAAACCGACAGCAGUGACUUGGACGACGAUACUGACUUGGUGCUCCAAGUGGAAGAACCCAAGCCUUGGAAGGCUGGCUUUCGAGAAGUGCCUGGAGAUCGACAGUAAGAUCGCUACUUCUUACCAGUUGAUGGCUAAUCUCUAGCGCUGUGGCAGCACAGCCA
This is a messenger RNA of Selaginella moellendorffii, 1704 nucleotides long. Its product is annotated as pentatricopeptide repeat-containing protein At4g39530-like. The transcript has 2 exons. Gene Ontology annotation, biological process: RNA modification. Gene Ontology annotation, molecular function: RNA binding; protein binding. Lineage: Eukaryota; Viridiplantae; Streptophyta; Lycopodiopsida; Selaginellales; Selaginellaceae. Bases 111 to 1685 code for a protein of 524 amino acids. The record is from RefSeq and is a predicted model, not a curated record.